UUAUUUAGGACAAAACGUGUCGGAGAUUGGACAUUUCGGAUCCUCUCUCUCUCUCUCUCUUCUCUCUGCUUCCGAUUCCAAAUCCGAUUUCAAAAGCCAACCUUUUUACAGUGGACUUCCUCUGCAGCACACAAAAAGGUUUUCAUUUUUCAAGUUUGAAUCUGUGUUACUGCAAGAGAAGUCUCGAGAAUUUUGUACUGCAAGAGAGGCCGCCACAAGUGGAUAUUGUCUUUAGCCAUCAAGUGUGUUAGUACAGAAAGUAAUAUGGCUGAUAUGAGUCCAAUAACCGAUGUCUCAACAGAUGGAGACAGAGAUCUUGGGUCUGAGGGAGCACUAGUGAACAACACUGCUGCUUCUGAUUCUAGUGAACGAUCCAAGAACAAGUUGGAUCAAAAGACCGUUCGUAGGCUUGCUCAAAACCGCGAGGCAGCAAGGAAAAGCAGACUGAGGAAGAAGGCAUAUGUUCAGCAGCUGGAGAAUAGCCGCUUGAAGCUUACACAGCUUGAGCAGGAGCUGCAAAGAGCAAGACAACAGGGUGUCUUCAUUUCAAGCACAGGAGACCAGGCCCAUUCUACCGGUGGAAAUGGGGCGUUGGCGUUUGAUGCUGAAUACUCAAGGUGGCUGGAAGAAAAGAACAAGAGAAUGAACGAGCUGAGGUCUGCUCUAAACGCGCAUGCAGGCGACGGUGAGCUUCUAAUAAUAGUAGACGGCGUGAUGGCUCACUACGAGGAGCUUUUCAGGAUAAAGAGCAACGCAGCUAAGAGCGAUGUCUUUCACUUGCUUUACGGUAUGUGGAAAACACCGGCUGAGAGAUGUUUCUUGUGGCUUGGUGGCUUCCGUUCAUCCGAAAUCCUCAAGCUUCUGGUGAAUCAGUUGGAGCCAAUGACAGAGAGACAAGUGAUGGGGAUAAACAGCUUGCAAGAGACAUCGCAGCAGGCAGAAGAUGCUUUGUCACAAGGGAUGGAGAGCUUACAACAGUCGCUAGCUGAUACUUUAUCUAGCGGGACUCUUGGUUCAAGCUCAUCAGGUAAUGUAGCUAGCUAUAUGGGUCAGAUGGCCAUGGCGAUGGGGAAGUUAGGUACCCUCGAAGGUUUUAUCCGCCAGGCUGAUAAUUUGAGGUUACAGACAUUGCAACAGAUGAUAAGAGUAUUAACAACGAGACAGUCAGCGCGUGCUUUACUUGCGAUUCAUGAUUACUCCUCGAGGCUACGAGCUCUCAGCUCUUUAUGGCUUGCUCGGCCUAGAGAGUGACAAACUUGAAUGUUGGUCACUCGCUCAACUCAGCUGUACAAAAUUCAUAUGGACACACAAACCAGGAAAGACUAUUUACAUUAACUUUGUUAGAUGCGUGUCUUAGCAAUCCAUAAACGAAUAAGAGUAUUUUUCUUGUCUGUAAGGUUUCUAAAUGGUUGGUAGUAGUAAUUGAUGUUGUUUGAUUAGCUGUAGAGGUUUCUUUUCUGUAGCAUUUGGGAAGCCUCAAAGUGUAUACAUAUCUUUUAUAAUUAGAAUUACUACCAAUGUAAUGUAUUUGAGUCUUUUAUUAUCAAAGACAACUAGAAUUGUU
Brassica oleracea var. oleracea is the source of this 1564-nucleotide messenger RNA. RefSeq names its product transcription factor TGA2. The record is from RefSeq and is a predicted model, not a curated record. The coding region runs from base 265 to 1251 and encodes 328 amino acids. Gene Ontology annotation, molecular function: DNA-binding transcription factor activity; sequence-specific DNA binding. Gene Ontology annotation, biological process: regulation of DNA-templated transcription; DNA-templated transcription. The transcript is spliced from 9 exons. Lineage: Eukaryota; Viridiplantae; Streptophyta; Magnoliopsida; Brassicales; Brassicaceae.